UCCAAAUCAAUGCGUUCACAUUUUAUACAUAAGCAACUAAAACAAACUUAAAUUAAACCAACCCAACAUGAAUCCAAAUGUCAGUGGCUUCCUAGAAAACCCACCAUGGAUCAGAGACUAUACAACUCAGCAAAAUCAGGAGACAUUCUUCACUUCAAACAACUCCUCAAUGAAAAUCCAAGCCUACUUCUAAAACUAACACCUCAUGAAAACACACCACUUCAUAUCGCCACACAGUUUGGACACAAAAACAUUGUUGCUGAGAUUUACAAUCGGCAGCAGUCCCUCCUUGCUCAGCCAAACUUGGACGGAGACACACCUCUACAUGUCGCUGCGAGAGCUGGCCGCAUCUCUAUUGUUAGUUUUCUAGUCAACGAGGUGUUAUCUUUGUCUUAUGGAGACAUCGAAAACAGAGGAAACAGAGAGACUGAGAUUCUGAGGAUGAGAAAUAAGUGGGGCAACACAGUUUUGCAUGAGGCUGUGAGGAACCAUAAUCUCAGAGUGGCUGAGUUUUUGAUAAAGGUUGAUCCUGAGCUGGCCUGUUUCGAGAACAACACGGGUGAAUCCCCAUUGUAUCUGGCUGCUAGAGAUGGAAUGCUGGAAAUUGUGAAGCGCAUACUGAUGGCAGCUUGUUAUUCGGCUUAUGGCGGGUCAGAUGGCCAAACAGCUUUGCAUGCUACCAUCGUAGAGGGGAAUUUUGAUGCCAUGGAAGCCCUUGUUAGAGCGAAGCCAGAACUAAUAAAAGAAGCUGAUCAUCAUGGUAGAACCCCACUCUACUACGCAGCAUCUAUGGGAGACCACAGGACAGUUCAAAGAUUACUUCAACUUCACACCGACAUAGUAUACAUGUCCGAUCAAGAUGGGCUGUCACCACUUCAUGUCGCGGCAUACAGAGGCCAUACCAACAUAAUCCAAGAGAUCAUCCAAUGUUGCCCGGAUUCUGGAGAACUGCUAGAUUUAAGAGGCCAAAACACUCUUCACUUUGCAGUCCUUGGUGGAAAAUUAAGUGUUGUUAGGUACGUUUUAGAAACAACAGAGCUAGAGGGGCUUAUAAACCAGGCAGAUAAUGAUGGAAACACACCUUUGCACUUGGCUACCAGAGAAAGAAAAAGUUGGAUAGCACGUUACUUGAUUUGGGAUGAGAGAGUAGAUCAAAGAGCCAAGAAUAACAUUGGCCAAACAGCCAUCGACUAUGAGGAGUCGAUUAGAAAGGCAUACUCGAGAUUUCCAAAGAAAUCAAAAAAUUGGAGACAACCUUGGUCCCUAAAUACAUUGACCACCAAAGAAAAGAUUCCCCCAAGCACAAGCAAGGAGGGAGCUGCAGCUGCAGCUGCUGCUGCUGCUGCUGACAAAAUGGAAACUUACAAGCAAAUGGGUCACACCCUCUUAAUGGUAGCAACACUAAUUGCCACCGUCACAUUUGCAGCUGCUUUCACAAUUCCCGGAGGCUUCAACAACAACGUUGGCCCAGAUCAAGGGCAGGCACUUUUGCAAUCAAGCCUACAUCUUAAAUGGUUCCUUGUCUCGGACUCCAUCGCUAUGAGUUUCUCUGUGAUUGCAGCUUGCAUACUCUUCUGGGGAGCUGUUAUUGCCGAAGAAACCUAUUUCUACUACUUUGCUAGUGCCACUGUGCUUACACAUGUUGCACUGUUUUCAACUGCUGUCGCCUUCACAACUGGCUUGAUUGCUAUUAUGCCCAAUCAACCAUUUGUUCGCAUCAUGUGUCGUAUAAUAGGGUCACUUUUCCAUGUCGGAAACUUCCUGUUUUUUUUCCGGUUGGCACAGAUUUUUUCUUCAGGGGAAGUUUGUCAGUUCUUGAUUUUUCGCCUACGUAGGCUCAAGACUAAAUUCAUCAAAAGAUGAACUCUUGCAAAUAUGCAUAAUCCCAAAUUGAUCAUUCCAUGUAAAUCAACAAAGAAAAACUAUUGGAAUCUGUGAUUCGAUCUUUGAAUCCAUGAUUUCGAUCCAACUCUACAUGAUCCAAACCAUCAAUGUACGGUGUGCAUCAGAGUUGGGUUUUUUUAUUCUGACAAAUUUUCAAAUUUGAAGACUUAUGGGAGAUAAUGACACUACUGCUCCAUUUUUUUGUAUUUUUGUAGAAGCCAAAGAGGACUAUGAAUAUUUUUUUUGUGCUCUUAAUAAUGACUACUUCCAGUUUAAAAGUAUAGUUUGACUGGAAUUGAUAGACAUUUUCAGAAUAACCUACACCAUUCAAGAACUUCAAGAAUGAAUGAAACAUAAACAAGUCUCAAACCUGGGAUACUCCGAUGCUUGAACAUCAUGAUUAAACUAGCUAGUUUGAAAUUUUGAAUACCACCACCACAUUGUUUGAUUAUGGCUGAGUAAAAAAUAAGAUAAUAUUUGACGGAUUGUUUGUGACCGUUGGAUUUUAUUGGGACGAUUCAAAAAAAUGAGAUUCAAUAAUUCACAACAAUCUAGACAAGACUGUAAACGUAUCCAAAUACAUGUCGAAUUGAGAAUAAUUGAGAGACAAAAUCUAGAUAGUGAGCUCCACAUGUCUCCUAGUCCAAUCUAGACCCAUCUAACAGCA
This is a messenger RNA of Camellia sinensis, 2551 nucleotides long. RefSeq lists its product as uncharacterized. Gene Ontology annotation, molecular function: protein binding. Lineage: Eukaryota; Viridiplantae; Streptophyta; Magnoliopsida; Ericales; Theaceae. The record is from RefSeq and is a predicted model, not a curated record. Gene Ontology annotation, cellular component: plasma membrane.